Messenger RNA from Pyrenophora tritici-repentis Pt-1C-BFP, 525 nucleotides. RefSeq names its product TT-ORF1 multi-domain protein. The record is from RefSeq and is a predicted model, not a curated record. Lineage: Eukaryota; Fungi; Ascomycota; Dothideomycetes; Pleosporales; Pleosporaceae.
AUGCUCUUCACUAAGCUAUCCAUCUUCUCCGGCCUUGCCGCCGUCGCCAUCGCCGACACAACUAUCAACGUCGACAACCUGCCCCUCGAAUGCAAAGACGUCUGCUCUCAAGUCUCCGGUAUCUCCAACGGAUGCAAGACCAACAGCAACGAUCAAGAUGCCGCCAUAAAGUGCGUCUGCAGCGCCAACAACGCAUCUAACCUAAUCCCCCUCUGCUCCGCCUGCAUCGGAAAAUUCAAGUCGGACAAGUCCAACAACGACGACACGGCCGUCUCCAGCAUCCUUUCAGAGUGCUCCCUCAAGACUACGGCCUACAACGCGGCGGCUAUCAGCGCGGUUGCUAUCAGCACCGAUACUGUUAGCACAACCAAGACGGACGUUGUGAGCAAGACUAGUGUGGCUAUUAUUAUUACUAGCACAAGCACACAGGGUGCGAGUGCGACGAGCAACCCGGCUCCGGCUAAGACUGCGGGUGCCGCCAUCGGAAUUGGGGCUCUUGGUUUUGCGCUGGAUGUGGUAAUCUGA